UGCUGGGAAACAGCACGUCGGUUGGCGUCGUAAGCGUUUGAGGUGUCAGAAGACACAAAUAGAAGCCAAGCAAGCAACGCAUCCGAAUCGUGCAAAUUGGCACCUUUCAUCUCGACUGGCUCCUGCUUGUGAGCUGACCUUCCCAUUCGACGCUCGUUUUAUAUGCGCUUUUUUCUGAUUUUUGCAUCCUUACUCUCGGUGUUUGCUGCCGCAGAUGUCAUUUCUCAAGCCUUACUAGCCUCAGCAUCGACCGUGACAAGCUCUGCAGUCUCGUUUGCAACAACCAAUGUUUUCACUACCGCAACUGUACCAUUGACUAUGAGCACCGCGAGUUGUUCUCAGCCCACCCAAUCUGCAGCUACCGGCGCUCAAGACAUCAAUCUCAUUCGGGAGCGCCGUUUGACGUCGAUUGUAUCCGAGCUCUCAGGCUCUAGCAAUGUAAUUGCUGGCUGGCUUUCUUCCCUCGACUCGGACGGUAAAUGGCCUGACGUCGACUAUGCUACGGGUUGUGCUGCCCAGCGCGCGAACUGGCCGGCCAGAGAUCACUGGGUGCGGUUACUCACAAUGGCAGGCGCUUGGCAUGGUGGACUUUCCGGUGUGUGCCAGUACAUCAAAGACGCCAACCUCGAAUCCGCCAUCCUUCUUGGGAUGAGAUGGUGGUUUGACCACGAUUUCACCAACCCUGCUUGCUUGGACAAUGGUGGUAGUGCAAGUUGCCCAUGUAAUUCCACGGAGACCCUUCUCUGGAAUACGAAUUGGUACAAUAUUCUUACUGAAGCAGAUGAGAGUCAUUGUAUGCUCAUGUCAACUCGUUCCUAUGGUGCUUUUGCUCGCAAUGCGAGUUACAUGACCGGAGCCAAUAUCCUGGAUGUAGCCAAGAUUGGAAUAGACGCAGGACUCUUGUCUUCGAAUGAGUCUUUUGUCGCUGAUGCUUACAGUAAAAUACACCAAGAACUUGGUAUCAAAGAUGGUAUCAUGGUAGACGGCAUCAGGUCUGAUGGUAGUUUCGGUCAGCACGGAGGCUUACUCUAUAACGGCAAUUACGGCACCGUCUAUUCUAACGACGUCUUGGACCUUGAACUUGCAGCAGCAGGGACACAAUUCUCGGCCGGUUCUGCUUCCAAGACCGCUUUGGCUAGUCUAUUUGAUGGGGACAAAUGGAUGAUUUUCUAUAAUGCCAUUAAUGGUGUACUUCACUGGGAUUUUUCUGUUCUUCCAAGAUUCAUCAGCUUUCCUGUCAUCGACGGACAAGCCACCGCUGACAUUGGAAUGAAUUUAACGGCAGUGGAGGAGUUGGGUAAUGAAUGGAUGUCAAACACGCUAAUAGAAUUUGGAGCCAGUUUAAAUGUCACUGAUCUAGCGCACGCCAAUGCUGGAAACCUUAAUGGCAACCGUAUGUUUUAUGCCAACGAUUACAUGGUUCACCGUGGCAAACGGUAUGUCACAACUCUGAAGAUGUUUUCGUCGAGAACGAAAAACACCGAAUGUACCAAUUCGGAAAAUCCAUUCGGAUUCCACCUUGCAGAUGGGGUUCUUUACACCUAUCUCAAUGGCAACGAGUAUGAAGACAUCGCUGCUGCCUGGGAUUGGAGCCUCAUUCCAGGAAUCACUGUCGAUUAUAACGCGACGAUAUUGAGCUGCUCGAGCAGUCAAUUCUCUGGACUUCAGGCUUUUGUAGGUGGGGUGUCAAAUGGUCAAGUUGGUGUUGCAGCCAUGCGGUAUCUGAAUCCUUCCACGAAGUCGUUGGGCUGGCAGAAGGCCUGGUUCUUCCUCGAGGACGAUGUACAGCACGUCAUGGUAGCCAAUAUCUCAUCCAAUACCAACGCACCAGUCUAUUCUGUCCUCGAUCAAAAGCGCUACGUCGAACCUUUAGUCGUAGACGAGUAUGAAGAUGUGGGAUCUAUGGCAGGGCCUAGGUCGUUGUGGCAUGGCAAUGUUGGUUAUGUCAUCGAUCCGCAAGAGUCAACAUCCAUCUCUUUCAGCGUCGAGGACAAACGUGGCAAUUGGUCCUCAAUUGGCAUAUCUACGCAGCCUCCUUCGGAUGUCACACUUUUCACUGCGUGGCUACAGCAUGAUUCCUUGAACUCAUCUUCAUCAUACACAGCUUUCCCGGGGACAACCCUUGACACAUUCCUUUCAAAGAGCCACCAAUUCUCUCUUCAGUCGGCUGAGAAUGACGCUCAGGUUUCAGCGAUCUAUGACCAGGCACAUGAAACGGUCUUUGCAAUCUUUUGGAACGAGAGCGGUGGUUCUACGAAGCUCGAUAUUUCCUGUCCCCAAUCUUCAGAAGCUCACUUUCUUUCUAUUACGGCGAAUGGCAACAUCGCACUCAUUUAUGAUCAACGUACCAACUUCAUUACGGUAUCUGAUCCAUCACAGACGCUUACCGCUGUGGAAAUUACUUUCGUUUUUACAAGAAGCGAGAAGGAGGCACUAACGAGAAGCUCAGUAGUGGCCUUUCCAACGGGUGGUUUAGCAGGUAGCAGUGUUUUUCAACGAAUCUGACCUUCCCUGCUCUGUGUUACUUUAAUUUGGCGCGUCCGUUGGGGUCGCUGUCGUUGGGACAAGAAGAUGCAAACAGAACCAAAAUCGAA
Guyanagaster necrorhizus is the source of this 2594-nucleotide messenger RNA. RefSeq names its product polysaccharide lyase family 8 protein. The transcript is spliced from 13 exons. Gene Ontology annotation, molecular function: carbohydrate binding; lyase activity. Gene Ontology annotation, cellular component: extracellular region. NCBI's taxonomy places the organism in Eukaryota, Fungi, Basidiomycota, Agaricomycetes, Agaricales, Physalacriaceae. Bases 163 to 2505 code for a protein of 780 amino acids. The record is from RefSeq and is a predicted model, not a curated record. Gene Ontology annotation, biological process: carbohydrate metabolic process.